AUGAGUGAAUCAUUUGAUGCUCCACUUAUUAUUCCAGUUGAUAUUCCAAAUGUUACCAUUCAUCUGAACUUGAAUCAAAGAAUUGAACAACAUAGAAAUUUAACAAAAGAGCAAAUUUUAGUUCAAGUUUUAUGUUUAUUGCUGAUAGUGGUUCUAUUCAUUUUUGUAACCAUUAUUAUUUUAUUAAAUAUGGAAAACAAAAUAUCACCGAAUAAAUAUCGAAAACACGAAGAAAUAACAAUGCAACCAAUGUUUACAAGAAAAGUGUCAACAGAUGAAACUUCGGUUCAUUCUUUGUGUCAUAUUUCAAAUAUAAAUGCCGACUGGAGUCAAGAAAGUCAUAUUUUUAUAAAUGUUAAUGCUCGAUGUCUUGCACCAAAUGAACAUGCACUUUGUGGAGUAGAAGAUUUAUUUAUUGAUAACGUUCAUGAUAAUCUUUAUUUGGUUGAUGUGUACAAUAAUCGUAUACAAAAAUAUUCAUUAACUGAACCAUAUGAUCCUUAUCUAGGUGCAAUUGGUAUAAUUGUUGCUUCGAAAGAUCUUAACAAACCUCAAAGUAUAUUUGUUGAUAGUGAAACAGAAGAUAUGUAUAUAUUAGAUCAUAUGACUGAAAUAACACAACCAUCAUAUGAUUCAGGUUAUCGUGUUCAUUUAUGGAAAAAAAAUGAUCAAACUGGAAGAAUAUUAUUCUACGAAAUAGGUGAAGAUGCAACGAAUUAUUAUUCAUAUUUAACAUUCGAUAAAGAAAUGAAUAUUUAUGUUGGAACAAGAUUUCAUAUAAAAAAAUGGUUAUUUUCAAGUAAUUAUACUCAACAAGUGCUUGUAGCAGGAAAGACUGACGAAUAUAUACAUGGACGAAGUAGUUUGUAUCUUCCACGUAAUUUUUAUGUUGAUGACGAUUUAACAUUAUACAUUGCUGAUUGGCAAAAUAAAAGAAUUCAAAAAUGGUUAUUUAAUGCAACUGAAGGUAUUACUUUAGUAAAGAAUUUAACAAAUGUUCAUGGAUUAACAAUGGGUUGUAAUGGACAUAUUUAUUACACCGAUAUAAGUGAUCAAUCGGUUUUUGAAUUAAAUUUAAAGAAUAAUGAGAAAAGAACGAUUAUUGGUGAUGAAAGUAUCAAUCGUGAGAAGUCGGAAUUUUAUCCAAUGUUGAUGAAAUUUGAUAAAUUUGGAAAUAUUUUUGUUUUUAAUUUGCGCACUUCAAUGGUUAUGAAGUUUUCCCUUUUAUAA
Adineta ricciae is the source of this 1230-nucleotide messenger RNA. Lineage: Eukaryota; Metazoa; Rotifera; Eurotatoria; Adinetida; Adinetidae. The record is from the annotation of a GenBank genome assembly.